GAGCAAGGUCACACUAAAGUUUUGGCGUUGGCUUAAAAAAAACACCUAGGAAAAUUGAUUUUUCGCUCAAACGGAAAGCAACACCUUUGACUUCAAUUACAUUUCUCGGAAUCGAGCUCCGACUGGCGGAUUUAUAGAGACAAAGAAAAGUCAAGAUGACAGCAUCACAGGUUGACCAGAAACGUGCUCUCAACAAGUUGAAGCACGACUUGGAGCCCUUCCGGACAGCCAUCGUGGGAGCGUACGGCGUGCUCACUUGGGAGAAGCAAUACUACGCAGGAGUGGUCUUCGGCGUCAUCAGUGUCCUGUACUUGGUGCUCUGGUACCUGGACCUUUCGCUGAUCACCCUGCUGUCGCUCCUUGGACUGAUCAGCAUCCUACUGGACUAUGUGUUCCCCACAGUGUCGCGCUUGCUCUUCGGCAGCGUCAACUGGGACGGUGACCAGGAGGCCAAGUUCGAAGACGUUUGCGGCCAGGUCUGUGCCGUUAAGGGAAAUUUUGUGCUCUGGUAUGAGUACCUUUUCAAGGAGCGGAAGUCCACAGUGUUCGUGAUCAUCUUCAGCCUGGGACUCUUGGCUCUCGCCUGGAUUGGAGCUAUUAUCAACAAUCUUCUGCUGAUGUAUUUUGUAACCCUGCUCAUGGCCAUGUGGCCGGGGCUGCAGGACAAGGAUGUCUUCAAGGCCGUUACCCAGAAGGCCUCGAAGAUCAUUAACGAGAAAAUCCAAUGCGGCAAGAGGAAGCUGCAGUAAAGGGAAUCUCUUCACAGGAACAGCAAGAUAAACUCAUCACCAUUUGACCAAAAAUAUUUAACAAGCCUAAGUCAUCUACUUGCCAUCAUGCACACAUCGCAACUGUCACUAAAUACACCCUCGAUCAUUGAUCUUCAACUAAUGAAUAUCAUAAAAGAUAAGUGAAUCAGCAUAUUGAAAGUAUUCUCAACGGAUAACUAGCAAAUCCCGUCGUGGUCUUCGCCCCAUCACAUCUACUAUAAGUUUGUAACAUGUAAGAGCGAAGAAACUCAAAGCGAGGCGUACGGAGAGAGAAAAAGAACGCGCAACAAAAGACAAGACAUUUUUGUGAUUAUUUUGUGAGUUAAUUGAAAUUUAUGAUAAUCCCGAGUAAGAUACAAAAGAACUUAAGCUUCUCAUGAACUAUAUUUAAAUAAACAUUUCAAUUGAAUAGAUCAAA
Molecule: messenger RNA, 1188 nt
Organism: Drosophila ficusphila
Lineage: Eukaryota; Metazoa; Arthropoda; Insecta; Diptera; Drosophilidae
Gene: Arl6IP1
Product: ADP-ribosylation factor-like protein 6-interacting protein 1
Exons: 3
Coding region: 156-749 (197 amino acids)
Source: RefSeq, a predicted model, not a curated record